This is a messenger RNA of Ichthyophthirius multifiliis, 2127 nucleotides long. RefSeq lists its product as hypothetical. Gene Ontology annotation, biological process: signal transduction; endocytosis; peptidyl-serine phosphorylation. Lineage: Eukaryota; Ciliophora; Oligohymenophorea; Hymenostomatida. The transcript is spliced from 7 exons. Gene Ontology annotation, cellular component: nucleus; cytoplasm. The record is from RefSeq and is a predicted model, not a curated record. Gene Ontology annotation, molecular function: protein serine/threonine kinase activity; protein binding; ATP binding.
AUGCUAUUUAUUUAGUUAUUAAAGCCUUUUAUUAUUUAUUUGCUUUAAAAUUAUAUAUUGAUUAUACUAGCUUACAUAAAUAUGUCUCGUUCAGCAGAAAAUAACAAUGAAGAAUAAUUAAAAUAAAUAACAGCGUAUUUUUCUAAGAAUUUUUCAAAUAUAAUUAUUAAAGAAAAAAUUGGAUAAGGUUCUUUUGGUGAUAUAUUCAAAGCAUUUGACACAAAUUUAAACACUGAAGUUGCUAUAAAAUUAGAAAAAAGCGAAAAAGAAGGUUUAAUAUUAAAAUAAUUAUAAGGGAUUUCUAAUUUUCCUUAAUUAUAUGAUAUUUAAGUUAAAGAAAGUUAAUAAUAUAAUUACAUUGAAAUGUCUUAUUUAGGACCAAAUUUAGAAUUAUUGCGAAAAAAAUAACCGAAAGGUUAUUUUACUCUAAAAAUAAUAUUAAAAAUUGCCAUAUAAAUGAUUGAAGGACUUUGGGAAUUACAUAAAAAAGGAAUAAUACACAGAGACAUAAAACCGGAAAAUUUUGUUAUUGGUUCAAAAGGAAACCGACACAAAGUACUUAUUAUUGAUUUCGGAUUAUCGAAAUAAUAUAUCGAAUAAAAUUAACAUAUUCCAGAAAGAAAAAAUAAAGGACUUGUUGGAACAGCAAGAUAUACAAGUAUAAAUUCCCACUUAGGGGUUGAAUAGAGUAGAAGGGAUGAUUUAGAGAAAUUUAUAGUAGAAGUAGUUCUUAGUUUCCUAAUUAAUAUUCUAAUGAGUGGAACUCAAUAUAUGAUGAAAAAGUUAAAGUAUAAAAUUAACUCUGUUGAUGGUUCAUGUUUAGUAUCUCUUAACGAGACAGAUUUAAAGGACGAUUUAUAAAUAUAAAAUAAUAUACAUAGGAAAAAAGUAUUAAAUUGUAAAAAAAGAACAAAUAUAGUUUUAAAAACUUAAUUAAUUUUAUUAUUUUAAAAAGGGUUAGAUUUAUUAAAUGAAUAUUCACUUUUUUUAAAAAAAAACAAUAUAAAUGAAAAUUAAAUUAUAAUGAGUGAUUAUCAAAAAAUGCAAAAAUAGUAAGAAAAAGAAGAAUAAAAAAUAUAAUUUGAAGAUUUUUCAUAUAAUUAUAAUAAUAAUUCGACAGCAAUAGAAAUAGAAAACAAUAACAAUAUAUAAAAAAAGCCAUUAAGAAUUCCUAAUUGCGACAUAAAUGUUUUAAAUUCAUCUGAAGAUGAAAUAAAACAAUUAAAUAAUAUAUAAGAUAAUAUCGAAAUUGAAAAAGAUUAGAUAUAAAAAGAAUUAGACUAUGAACUUAUAAUAGAACCAGUAGAUGGUGUUCAGGCCAAUUUUUUCCGAGUAAAAGAAUAAGGAGCAAAAAUAGGUAGGCAUUCAACAAAUUAAAUUUUAAUUUUAGAAGAAUCGAUAUCUAGAUUUCAUGCAGAAAUCGAAUUUUUAAAUAAGGAAUUUUAUGUAAGGGAUAAAGGAUCAACUACAGGAACUUUUAUAAAAAUAAAGGAAAAAUUGGAACUAAAAUUAGGAAUGGUAAUAGAAAUGGGAUCAAAUUAAUUUUAAAUUAGUAAAAUUUUACUAGAACCAAUUUAAAUGAUUUAAUUAACGAUAUUAGAAGGCUUAUAAUUUAGUUAAGAAAUGGUUUUAUAAUGUGAUUAUGUUUCUAUAGGAAGAAAAAAUGGUUGUAAAAUAUUUUUACCUGAUGACUAACAUUUGUCUAGUAUUCAUGCUAAAAUUUAUUUUAUUAAUUAAAAAUUUAUUUUAGAAGAUUAAGCAUCUACUAAUGGGUAAACAUAUUUUUUUAAAACAAACAAUUUUUUAAUUUUUAUUAGUUCUUGGUUUAGAUUAAGUAAAGAAGGAUUAAUAAGCGAUCCUUAUAAAAUAUCGAAUAAUGUAACAUUUAAAGUUGGAACUACAAAUACUUAUAAUUGCAAAAUUAAAUGUGAAGACAAAGUUUAAAAUAUAAAUAAUAAUUCUUAAAUAAUAAAUUAAUUGUGUAUUAUUUGUUAUGAAAAUGAUAGAAAUAUAAUUAUUUUGCCAUGUAGGCACAAUUCUGUUUGUAUUGGUUGUGUUAAAAAUAUUUAAGUAUGUCCUAUUUGUAGGAAUAAAAUAGCUGAUACAAUAAAAAUAUAUAAAUCAUGA